AUGAGUGUCGACGAGACUGACCGGGCCCUCAUGCGCCGGGUGGCGGCUCACGUGUGUGACCACGUCGGUGAGUGCUUCGGUGAGCCUCCCUGGGGCCUGCUCCACUGGGCGCCGGCGACGGAGGUGGUGAAAACGGGUGAGGGCGUGGCGCCGUUUUUGCGCCUUAUCGAGCUGACGAUGGCGCCGCUCUACCGCAAACACAAGGGCGACCAGUGGACGUUGGAGAAGCAGAUGGAGAUGCGGGAGCCGGGGAUCGUCUACGUGUGGAUCGAGGACGCCCGCCAGGUACCAGUAGCGUUUGUCACUGUGAAAGUGGUGCUGAACGACGGCAUGGUGGUGCUCUACCUAUAUGAGAUCCACGUAUUGCCGCGCUAUCACGGCAAGCGCCUCGGCGCCUACUUGAUCAACGGCGUCCACCAGCUCACCGCCACCGUCACCUACCCGUACCCGCUCCAGGCCACCUGUCUCACCGUGUUUAGCGAUAACCAUCGGGCUUUAGUAUGGUACACCAAACUUGGCUACCGUCUCAGCCGCAGCAGCCCCACCGACAUCGUCCUCCGGGGCCGGAUCAAGAAGCCUCAGUGCUACUACAUGGAGCGCCUUAUAGCGCUGUCGCCAACCCUAAAAUUAGCAUAG
Diutina rugosa is the source of this 636-nucleotide messenger RNA. It is a transcript of the gene NAT4, whose product is annotated as Nat4p. Gene Ontology annotation, cellular component: nucleus. The record is from RefSeq and is a predicted model, not a curated record. Gene Ontology annotation, molecular function: histone H2A acetyltransferase activity; protein N-terminal-serine acetyltransferase activity; histone H4 acetyltransferase activity. The transcript has a single exon. Bases 1 to 636 code for a protein of 211 amino acids. NCBI's taxonomy places the organism in Eukaryota, Fungi, Ascomycota, Pichiomycetes, Serinales, Debaryomycetaceae.